This is a messenger RNA of Ictidomys tridecemlineatus (thirteen-lined ground squirrel), 1403 nucleotides long. RefSeq names its product GIPC PDZ domain containing family member 3 (gene Gipc3). Lineage: Eukaryota; Metazoa; Chordata; Mammalia; Rodentia; Sciuridae. The record is from RefSeq and is a predicted model, not a curated record. Gene Ontology annotation, molecular function: protein binding.
CGCAGCAGAGAGUGAGCGCCAGGGCACGGAGCUGUCCCCGACCUUAUUUGCGAUCCUUGUUAUUUCUGCAUCUGCAUCUCAGGCCCCUGCGGACCGCCAGACGUCCCCAGGGAGGGUGCAGCUGGCCCUGGCAGGGCCCGGACACCUGGGGCCCGUGCCCCCCUCCCCACCCCAUGGUAUCGCCUUCCCGGGCGGCUCGGGUUCCCGGAUCGCCUUACCAGGGCGACUCGGCUAUCGCUCCCUGGACAGGGGGAGGGGAGGCUGCAGGAAGCGGUGGAUCCGGAGGCGGCGGCGGCAGCCUGGGUGGGUGGAGGAGCUCCUCCGGCCAUGGAAAGCGCUGCUGCCCGCGAGGCCCCGGGGGCUGAGACCCCGCGCGCCCCCGUGCCCCCGCCCUCCCCGGCGGAGACCCCAGCCGCGCCCCGCGUGCGCCCGCGCCUCGUCUUCCGCACGCAGCUGGCGCACGGCAGCCCCACCGGCAAGAUCGAGGGCUUCACCAACGUCCGCGAGCUCUACGCCAAGAUCGCAGAGGCCUUCGGAAUCGCGCCCACCGAGAUCUUAUUCUGCACCCUCAACAGCCACAAGGUAGACAUGCAGAAGCUUCUGGGUGGACAGAUAGGGCUGGAGGACUUCAUCUUUGCCCAUGUGCGCGGCGAGACCAAGGAGGUAGAGGUCACCAAAACAGAAGAUGCCCUGGGACUGACCAUCACCGACAAUGGGGCUGGCUAUGCCUUCAUCAAGAGGAUCAAGGAGGGCAGCAUCAUCAACCGCAUCGAGGCAGUGUGUGUGGGCGACAGCAUCGAGGCCAUCAAUGACCACUCCAUCGUCGGCUGCCGCCACUACGAGGUGGCCAAGAUGCUCCGGGAGCUGCCCAAGUCCCAACCCUUCACCCUGCGCCUGGUGCAGCCCAAGAGAGCCUUCGAUAUGAUCGGCCAGAGGAGCAGGGGCAGCAAAUGUCCUAUGGAAGCACGAGUGGCCAGUGGGAGGGAGACCCUGCGGCUCCGCUCUGGGGGUGCUGCCACAGUGGAGGAGGCGCCCAGCGAGUUUGAGGAGGAGGCGUCCCGGAAGGUGGACGACCUGCUGGAGAGUUACAUGGGCAUUCGGGACCCAGAGCUGGCAUGCACCAUGGUGGAGACAUCCAAGAAGACGGGCAGCGUCCGGGAGUUUGCGCGCUGUUUAGACUCCGUCUUGGGCGAGUUUGCCUUCCCGGACGAGUUUGUGGUGGAGGUGUGGGCCGCCAUCGCAGAGGCCAGGGAGGCCUGUGGCUAGUCUGCCCCGGGGCCGAGCGCAGCCCCAGCCCGCAGCCCAGCCCACUGCCCCCGCCAUCCCAGCCGGUGCCCAAAGCCCAGCCCUGCUCCAGAACCCAAUCCACUUCAGAGUCCCAACCUGGCUCCACAACCCAGCCC